UAAAUUUGACCUAGAAUUAGGCCAAACUUUUGAGAUGGUAUAUCCUCAAAAUACAAGCUUGAAUGAAAAAGAAAGAAUGAAUAUAUGCUUUCUAUCAUUCCCAGAUUCAAAUUCGUCAACAAUUGGUGAUACUAUUUAUCAUUUUCGCUUACCUAUUGCUUUUUCCCAUCGAAAGUCAUUUUCUCUGUCAUUAACCUUUAAUAAACAAUGUUUACCCAUCCUUAUGGUAAAUGAAAACUCUUUUUAUGGAUAUGUUUUUUUUCGCCAAGUCAAAGAUCCCUCUUCAAUAAGGGGAUAUUUUCAAAAGAGCCUAAUAAUUCUAAGCAAAUAUACUUUUCACAACCUAUUUUAUUAUAUAUUAAACAUGAUGGCACCAUUUUACUUUGAAAAUGGAGUUCCUGCUCUAGAAUCAGCAUCAAAUGAUAUUGACCAAUGGCCCCCACCCAAACCAGGAAUUUUGUAUAAUCUACCAUUUAUGGGAAAAAUUAUCAAAUGCAGAAUUCCUAAAGGCGAUGACCUGCUCAAUAAUUCUCACAUAUUGGAACUCUAUCAGGACGACAAUUUUCAUUAUAAGGAUGCAUUUAACACGAUAUUUAUACCAAAUCUUUACGAAUUCGAUAUUUAUAACUGUUUAUGUCCAAUAAUCUCGCAAAUCCAUCUGUUAUGGGAAUUAGUUCUGAUUUGCCAACCUAUACUCGUAAUUGGAACGUCGCCCUCUAUAUGCUCAAGCGUGGUGGAAGUGUUAAUAAGUUUAAUAUGGCCCAUUAAAUACGCUCCCGAUUAUCGACCCUAUUUUACUAUACAAGAUCAAGACUUCAAACGAUAUAUAUCAUCAACUAACGAUAAUCCACCUUCGGUAUUACUCGGUGUAACAAAUCCAUUCUUCGCGAAAACGUUACAGCAUUGGCCUCAUAUCGUUCGAAUAAAUCCGCUCAUAUCGCCAAAAUCUUCCAAAAUUAAGAAAUCCAUCAAAAGGGCAUCAUUGUUGCAACCGUUCGAAAAUAAAACAGGCGUUUACACCAAAUACAAAACCUAUAUUAACAAAGACAAAUGGUUCCUCAACAAAUUAAACAAGAAUCGACCAACGGAAGUGAAAAAUGCUUUAAUUAGGAGACAUUUUACCGAGUUAACUCAAAGCUUCAUGAUACCAUUGGAAAGAUACAUAGCCAGCCUAUUACCUCUUUUCGACGAUAUAUCACCAUUCAAAAAAUGGACGGAUAUCGGAAAAUUUAACGAAGAAAAUUUUUUGAAGACCAUCAAACAAAACGGUCCACAUCUCACUUCCCAUUUAAAGGGAGAUUGGGAAGGACUUUACAGAAAGUAUUUUUUGUCUCCCAAUUUUGCAAACUGGUGCGAUACUAGGGUGCUCGAAUUGAAGCGAAAAGUGGAAAUUAUUUUGUCACAAAAGCUACAGGAUGUUGAUUUUCACGCGUUGUACGCAUAUAAAACGGAAACGGAAAUAGUCGAUGUUAUAAUUAACCUAAGAGAUAAAUUGAAACGAUAUCUCAAGUCUGACCCGACAGUCUUUCACAAAACGAUAAUUUUUUUAGAAUCUCAAAUAAAGGGACUUAUUGAUCAACUACCUCAGGAUUUACAAAUUUCGAUAAAAUAAAUAAAUUAACAAUUUAUUUUUUUAUAAGUUAUAUAUAAGUUAGAUUUAUAUCAAAAAUACGAUAUUUAUAGAUGUUAUUUAUAUUAUUUAUUAUAAAUCAUGUAGAUAAUUUAUAUAAUUUUGAA
Gordionus sp. m RMFG-2023 is the source of this 1737-nucleotide messenger RNA. Its product is annotated as protein DENND6A-like. The transcript is spliced from 19 exons. The record is from RefSeq and is a predicted model, not a curated record. Lineage: Eukaryota; Metazoa; Nematomorpha; Gordioida; Chordodea; Parachordodidae. Gene Ontology annotation, molecular function: guanyl-nucleotide exchange factor activity. Gene Ontology annotation, cellular component: recycling endosome. The coding region runs from base 35 to 1612 and encodes 525 amino acids.